GCCGUCGCAUUCCAGGCUGGGCAAAUCGCCCAUUGCAUAGAUGCUUGGAAGGAAAUAACUAUGGAUUUAGAAAUUUUAACAUCCGUAUCCGGGGAAAUAAUCCCAUUCAGCACCAUUCCACUCCAGGGAAAUGUGCCUUUUCAACCAGUUUGGAAAGGGCCUAAAUGUAACUUCAUAGACAAUGAAAUAUUGUCCCUACUUAACAAAGGUGUUAUUAUCCCAUCUCAACACAAACCGGGUGAGUUUAUUUCACCAAUUUUCCUUUGUGACAAACGAGGGAGUUCCUUUCGCAUGAUAUUAAAUUUAAAAACACUCAAUGAGCAUGUUCAAUACCAUCACUUUAAGAUGGAAACUGUUGAGACAGUUGCAUCUAUGAUGACUCUGGGCUGCUUCAUGGCAUCAAUCGAUCUUAAAGAUGCAUAUUACUGUGUCCCUGUUAGCAAAAAGCACCAAAAAUAA
This is a messenger RNA of Paramuricea clavata, 459 nucleotides long. Lineage: Eukaryota; Metazoa; Cnidaria; Anthozoa; Malacalcyonacea; Plexauridae. The record is from the annotation of a GenBank genome assembly.